AUGGUUAUUCAAGCUGCAAUUGUACGAAUAAUGAAAGCUCGACAAACAUUAAAACAUGCAUUAUUAAUGCAAGAAGUUAUUCAACAAUUAAGUUCACGUUUUAGACCGAAAAUUCCUGUUAUCAAAAAAUGUAUUGAUAUAUUAAUUGAAAAAGAAUAUCUUGAACGUCAAUCGAAUGAAAAAGAUGUUUUACGUUAUUUAGCAUAA
Messenger RNA from Rotaria sp. Silwood2, 207 nucleotides. Lineage: Eukaryota; Metazoa; Rotifera; Eurotatoria; Philodinida; Philodinidae. The record is from the annotation of a GenBank genome assembly.